AUGGAAUAUAGUGCGUCGCGUCCUAGCCCGUCUUGCCGCUUCCCCGGCGCCGUCAAAAAGAAGACGCUCCUUCUCAGCAUCAUGCUCUUUAUCUGGAUCUUUCUGGUCUACUCCUGUGUGGGUCCCUGCUCCACGGGAGUGGUGCUCGACUCACCCCGGGACCGAUACCGAGAACGGGACAGGGCUCCGUCGGCGCUGGUCGAGAGAACCGAGCGCUCCGACCUGCUCUCCAGGCUGCGAUGGGAGGACAUGGACUACUACGAGGAGCCGGCGGCCGCCCACGGAGCCGCGUCCCGGGACUUGCUGCUCAGCGACGAGUCUGAGUCCCGGGCACCGGAGCUCCGGGCAUCGGAGCCCAGCGCCUUGUCGAGUUUCUCCAACGGCGCCGGGAGCAAGAAGCUGCCGCAGGCUAUCAUCAUCGGAGUGAAAAAGGGAGGCACCCGGGCGCUGCUUGAGUUCUUACGGGUGCACCCCGACAUCAGAGCCGUUGGGGCAGAGCCGCACUUCUUCGACCGCAACUACGACAACGGCUUGGAGUGGUACAGGGAUCUGAUGCCAAAGACCUUGGAAGGCCAGAUCACCAUGGAGAAGACCCCCAGCUACUUCGUGACCAAAGAAGCGCCCGCCCGCAUCUCGGCCAUGUCGCGGGAUACCAAGCUGAUCGUGGUGGUGCGGGACCCUGUCACCCGGGCCAUUUCAGACUACACGCAGACGUUAUCUAAGAAGCCUGACAUUCCGUCCUUUGAGAGUCUCACCUUCAAGAACAUGACGACGGGUCUCAUCGACACGUCAUGGAGUGCCAUCCAGAUUGGCAUCUACGCCAAGCACCUGGACAACUGGUUGCAGUACUUCCCCAUGGAGCAGAUCCUGUUCGUGAGUGGCGAGCGGCUAAUCAGCGACCCGGCCGGUGAGCUGGGCCGUGUGCAGGACUUCCUGGGCCUCAAGCGAAUCAUCACUGAUAAACACUUCUACUUCAACCAGACCAAGGGGUUCCCGUGCCUUAAGAAGGCCGAGGGCAGCAGCAAGCCCCACUGUCUGGGCAAAACCAAAGGGCGCACCCACCCUGACAUUCGUCCCGAAGUGGUGCGCCGCCUCAGAGACUUCUACCGGCCGUUUAACAUGAAGUUCUACCAGAUGACGGCACACAACUUUGGCUGGGAUUGA
This is a messenger RNA of Nerophis lumbriciformis (worm pipefish), 1164 nucleotides long. NCBI's taxonomy places the organism in Eukaryota, Metazoa, Chordata, Actinopteri, Syngnathiformes, Syngnathidae. The record is from RefSeq and is a predicted model, not a curated record.